GUUCGCCAGUGUGCUCAAUUUCAGCGCCCUUCAAACUUUUCCAUUUUUGGCGCCAUGUCAACCCACACUUUUUUUGACAACAUGCAAAUGAAAGUCAAAAGUUUACAACAAGAAAUACAAAAUUUAGCUGACUGUGAAAAACCUGUGCAACUGAAAAAUAUUGUAAACCUAGACUCAAUUUUUAUGUCGCUCUGUCAGGAAACUUCUUCCAACCAACGUCUUUUGACUGCAUAUGAGAAAAGAAAAAUGAAUAUUUUGUUAGAUGAAGUGCAUGAAGGACUUCAAAAUAUCAAAGACAAGUUGCAACCUACAAGAAAGUUACGCUGGGAUAUUACUAGGAAGGACAAAGUUUCACAAGAGGAACGAAAAGUACCAGAGGAUAUGGUUCCCAGCUCGCAACAAAUAGAAACUGUUUCAGACAAAAGUGCGCAGGUUAUUAUCCAAAACCUGACAGAUGAAACUAGUGAUGUUACUGAUUCUCUUGUCAGUGUUGACAAACGUGGCUGGACGAGAGAUUGCCAAAUCAAGAAUUUGAGAAACUGCAAAGUUAUGAUAGGUCCCGUUCAGACAGCCGCAUACAUUCAAGAGUGCAUAGACUGUGUUGUAUGCGUUGCAGCCCAACAAAUCAGAAUACACGACUGUCAGAGAUGUGUAUUUCGUGUACAGUCCAAACAGGGUUCAAUAUUGGAGCGUUCUAAGGAUAUCGUGUUUGGACCCUAUAACUAUGAGUAUCCUGGAAUAGAGGAAGAUUUUCAACAAGUAGAAUUAUACUGUGAAAAGGAUAGCUGGAAGAAAGUUAGAGACUUUCAGUUCUUUUCGAAUCCUAAAGAAAACAACUGGAGUUUGGUGGAAGAAGAUGAUGACUCAUUUUGCGGUCGAAAUGAGCGUCGAUAAUCCGGAAUGAAAGAUGAGCAUUGAAG
This is a messenger RNA of Galdieria sulphuraria, 920 nucleotides long. Its product is annotated as tubulin folding cofactor. The record is from RefSeq and is a predicted model, not a curated record. Bases 55 to 894 code for a protein of 279 amino acids. NCBI's taxonomy places the organism in Eukaryota, Rhodophyta, Bangiophyceae, Galdieriales, Galdieriaceae. The transcript is spliced from 3 exons. Gene Ontology annotation, biological process: post-chaperonin tubulin folding pathway; tubulin complex assembly. Gene Ontology annotation, cellular component: cytoplasm.